Messenger RNA from Eurytemora carolleeae, 492 nucleotides. RefSeq lists its product as uncharacterized. The coding region runs from base 22 to 492 and encodes 156 amino acids. The record is from RefSeq and is a predicted model, not a curated record. NCBI's taxonomy places the organism in Eukaryota, Metazoa, Arthropoda, Copepoda, Calanoida, Temoridae. The transcript has 3 exons.
AGGUCAAAUGUAAGAUAAAGUAUGACCUCAAAGCGCAGCAAGUUUAGACACAACCAGAGUUUGCCAGGGAGGCUGUAUCAGUUCCAAGUACCGGCUUCCAACUUGAGCAGCAAUCGAUCUACCGACCCAACUCCAUCAAGAGCAGGGAGUAGAUCAAGACGUAGAACAGGAUACUCUAAAGCCUGGCAGGACUACAAUGGACCUGGUCCGGACUAUCCCAAACAAAGAACUAGUAGCAGAGGAGUUAGAAGUGGAAGUUAUAGCUACACGCCGAGAACCAGUUACUCCGAUCACUAUACUGAGUACAGCAGAAGUAGGGUUGAUAAUUCACCUUCUCAUGACGAAGGAGUAUGGGGAACUAGGAAGAGACAUCAAUCAGUUGGUGAAAGAACAGUUAACCAAUCACGACACAGGCACUGUAGUUCUGUACAGAGUACAAUCAAGAUGGAUGCCUCAAGUGCAGAUAACUCUUAUUCACAAGGAACAAACUAA